Messenger RNA from Glycine soja, 2094 nucleotides. RefSeq names its product probable transcription factor PosF21. Gene Ontology annotation, biological process: regulation of DNA-templated transcription. Gene Ontology annotation, molecular function: DNA-binding transcription factor activity. The record is from RefSeq and is a predicted model, not a curated record. The coding region runs from base 567 to 1844 and encodes 425 amino acids. Gene Ontology annotation, cellular component: nucleus. NCBI's taxonomy places the organism in Eukaryota, Viridiplantae, Streptophyta, Magnoliopsida, Fabales, Fabaceae. The transcript is spliced from 5 exons.
GAAAUGGAAGAAAAUGGAGAUGUCCCCAGCCAUAUCAGUUUCUUUUGCUUUCCAACAUCUGACUCAUCCUUACUUCAUUGUGACUCCUGACAAACUCCAUCAAACGCAACAUAGAUGCCGCGUUAUUCAAGGAUCAAAACCAUGUAAAAGUGUCCUUUCUAGCUUUUCAAACUGUUGAGUUUUCUAAGACUACAAAUAAAUUAUGUUUCUCAUGAAACUUUUCAUUGUAUUUUUUUCUUUUAUUACCAAUGAAAUAAAUACCUUUAAAGUCUUUCAUUAAAAGCAAUAAUCCUGCCUUAGAUGAUAUAUUUUGCACAUGAAGUGGGUAAAAAAAAAUUAUUAAAUAUUAUUAGUAUCGCAGACAGAGAGAGUGAGAAGGGUGUGAUCUAAUAAUGUCUUGAGCUGGAAGCUUCGGUUUCUCUCUCUCUCUCUUUCUCUUUCUCUUAGGGUUUUCACUUUCACCAAUUUCUCCUUCUCUUCCGAUCUACGCCCAAAGACAUUGCUAGGGUUCUGGAGUACUGGAUUAGCUCAUUAAGGAUUGAGUACUCCAUCUAUCUUCUGUCUUCAUGGAUAAAGACAAAUCUCUAGGUUUGCCACCUCCGUCUGGACGUUAUUCUGGUUACUCGUCCACCGGAAGUGUUUUCAACGUGAAAUCUGAACCGUCCCCGUCGUCGUCGACCACGUUGUAUCCGCCAUUGGCUCCGGGAACCACCAGUUCCGAGUCUAGCCAUUUUGGACAUGGAUUGUCCACGGAUUCUAGUGGUUUUAGUCAUGAUAUUAGCAGAAUGCCUGAUAAUCCCCCGAGAAAUAGAGGUCAUAGGCGUGCUCAUUCGGAGAUUCUCACUUUACCGGAUGAUAUUAGUUUCGACAGUGACCUUGGUGUUGUUGGAGGUGGUGAUGGUCCUUCCUUCUCCGAUGAUGCCGAGGAGGACUUGCUGUCCAUGUACCUUGAUAUGGAUAAGUUCAAUUCAUCGUCGGCAACGUCCACGUUUCAAAUGGUUGAGCCGUCUAAUGCUGUGGGAGCAUCGGCUUCAACACCGGCGUCAGGGGCACCCACCUCUUCUACCGAGAAUGUUGUUAUUGGGACUAAUGAAAGGCCCAGAGUUAGACACCAGCAUAGUCAAUCCAUGGACGGCUCAACCACCAUCAAGCCUGAGAUGCUGGUUUCAGGUUCAGAAGACAUGUCUGCGGCUGAUUCCAAAAAAGCAAUGUCAGCUGCCAAGCUUGCUGAACUUGCCUUGAUUGACCCCAAACGUGCAAAAAGGAUAUGGGCAAAUAGGCAGUCUGCUGCGAGGUCAAAAGAGAGAAAGAUGCGAUACAUUGCUGAGCUUGAAAGGAAGGUGCAAACAUUGCAAACGGAAGCAACAUCUUUGUCUGCACAAUUAACUCUCUUGCAGAGAGAUACAAAUGGCUUAAAUUCUGAGAACAAUGAACUGAAGCUGCGGUUGCAAACCAUGGAGCAACAAGUUCACUUGCAAGAUGCAUUAAACGAUGCAUUAAAAGAGGAAAUUCAGCAUUUGAAAAUAUUGACUGGGCAAGCUAUGCCACCUAAUGGAGGACCUAUGAUGAACUUUGCUUCUUUUGGAGGGGGGCAGCAAUUCUAUCCCAAUAAUCAUGCCAUGCACACCCUUUUAGCUGCACAACAGUUUCAACAGCUUCAAAUUCACCCUCAAAAGCAGCAGCAGCAUCAGUUUCAGCAGCUUCAGCAACAACAAAUGCUGCAGCAGCAGCGGGAACAGCACCAACAAUCAAUUGACUUGAAAAUGAGAGAAGCUACACCUACUCCAUGCCCCAAAGACAAUGCGUCAUCAGAUGUAAAUCCUUCUGGGGCCAAGGACUGUUGAGAGUUGAGACUGCUCAUUGUCUUCUCUAUUUGCUUUAUAGAUUUUCCUUUGUCUUGUGUCCUAGUGUGUUUAGCCUUUGUUAUAUUUUUUCAUUCUUAAACAGUACAAAUGGUCCUAGUUAGAGAUUGAGUGUAAUACAUUUGCAUCUUUGUUAUUAUGUAAUACUAAACUUCUUUUGAUACUCUGUAGUCAAUUGCUAUGGAUAUACAGGGGUAGGUUCAUGUGUUUAGUCUACCCACUGUCUUGGAUA